This is a messenger RNA of Guillardia theta CCMP2712, 1230 nucleotides long. RefSeq lists its product as hypothetical. The transcript has a single exon. Bases 1 to 1230 code for a protein of 409 amino acids. The record is from RefSeq and is a predicted model, not a curated record. NCBI's taxonomy places the organism in Eukaryota, Cryptophyceae, Pyrenomonadales, Geminigeraceae.
AUGGUUCGCGCUAUGGCGGAAAGCAUGGAUCAAGAGGAGGCAGCAGCGCCGCGAGCGAUGCAGCCCUCGCCGCAAGAUCCACUCAUCUGCCAUGCUCCAACCAUGCCGGCAGCUCGCAGGCGAAUCACCAUAGCCGUCUCUUCACUCCUAGCAUGCGCGCUCGUUGCCUGCCUUUUGAUCUCCCGGCAAGCCAAAACGUCCCUCCUAUCCGUGAUCUUUCCGGGGAGCAUCCUAGCGCGCGUACAACUCAGAGACUUGACGGCGAUCAGGAACGCAGGCAGCGAUGCCCAUAACACUGUAGAGUGGGGGAGAGACUCUGCCAUGAGAAAGGCAGCAGAGACGGACGUCGGAGUCCCAGGGUGGGAGCCAGGCCCCGACUACUACUCUACAAGGCGGUGGGACAACAUGGACGUCAUGCCUUCGCACAAGUCACGAUUCUUCGAACCGUACACUGGCAAGACAGGCUGCCCAUCGUGUGACAACUCUGCAUACUCCGGUCCUUACGUGAUCUCAGUCUCAGAUCGGUGUGACCACACCGCGGCGGUUUCUAACAUCAAGAUGCUGUUGAAGCCUCAGGACCACCUCGAGAAGAUCCCCAACAUCGCAGCCUCAAAGUACGAGGACUACACCUGGAUCGAAAACCAGCUAGAGCUCACGACGCUGCUGUACUCUAAGGUCAUCUACGUGGUCCCACCUUGCUUCUUUCCCACCAUUUCCCGCCAUGGAUUGAACAUCCUGGAUCGAUCAAUAUACACCAGAGGCAACAAUAUUCUGUUGCUCGGAGGAUACAGCGGAGCCGAUUUCCUCUCGAGGUUCCUUGCUGGCGAUGAUGGAUAUGGCUAUGUCAGAACUGGAAACAUAGACGAGUACUCCACGGAGAAGAGCAGGAUGGACGUUGUGUGGAGUGAAGGACCGUUCUACAUGCAGAACGAUGCUACUACGACAGAGUUCUUCUAUGGUCCGCGCUUGUUGGAAGGGUUGGGCGAUGCAGGUUGUGCGUGCGGCACUGUGGCGAUUCCUGCCAGUGAGUUGCCGGAAAACACAGUCUUCUACUAUAUGGAUCAGAACGACAAUGCUGUGAUCUUUGAGAUCCCGGCAGGACAAGGUCGUAUCCUAUUCAUUGGAUAUGACUACGGUGCGAUCGUUCCUCAUUGGUCUGACAUCUUGCUUCUUGCUGAAAGAGAACUUGAGCUGCCGGAGCGCAGCGUCUCUGUAGUCACAGACUCAUGA